Messenger RNA from Eufriesea mexicana, 1991 nucleotides. Its product is annotated as band 4.1-like protein 4A. Lineage: Eukaryota; Metazoa; Arthropoda; Insecta; Hymenoptera; Apidae. Gene Ontology annotation, cellular component: cytoskeleton. The transcript has 11 exons. The record is from RefSeq and is a predicted model, not a curated record. Gene Ontology annotation, biological process: actomyosin structure organization. The coding region runs from base 1 to 1890 and encodes 629 amino acids.
AUGAUCACUUGUUCUUUAUCUUUCCGUUAUUCUUGUAUCAUAUUUUUUCUGUUUUGUUUCACACAACUUUCUGAGUUUCCAUUCGUAAUUGUUUCAGCGGAACUCGGAGACUACGACCCCAGACGGCAUUCCGUGGGCUACGUCACCGAAUUUCGGUUCUUAGCGAAUCAAACUACCGAAUUGGAGAACCGUAUAGUGGAACUUCAUAAAACUCUCGUAGGACAAUUACCCUCCGCCGCGGAGCUGAAUUAUUUGGACAAGGUGAAAUGGUUGGAAAUGUACGGAGUCGAUUUGCAUCCAGUGCUGGGUGAGGAUAGCGUGGAGUAUUUUCUGGGCCUGACGCCGAGCGGGAUAAUUUUGUUGCGCAACAAGACCAAAGUGGGAAAUUACUACUGGCCUCGAAUCAACAAGAUCUAUUAUAAGGGUAGAUACUUCAUGUUGAGAGUCAGUGAGAAGAAUUCGGAAGAAAGGACGCAUGGUUUCGAGACGCCGUCGAAAGGAGCCUGCAGACAUCUCUGGAAGUGUUGUCUAGAGCAUCAAGCGUUCUUCCGGUUGAUGGCCACCGGGCCACCACCUCUGAGCCCUUAUUCCCGUUUCCGGUCGUACAGCCCUCCUUCCGGCUCCGAGAAGCACACGGUGAUUAGACGGAAUCCGCCGCCGAUCUUCCAGAGGACGCCCAGUCGCAGGGCGCAGCGACGCGUGGUGGAAGGCCAAGAGAUGGUCGGCCCGUUCGUGGAAACGCCAGCGACAGUGAACUCGAAUCCGAAUAGCAACUCGGUCAGCGGCAACGUUUUGUGUAAUACUCAAAGCGCCAGACAGGUGAACAAUUCGAGUCCGAGGAGCACGAGAAGCGCGCCGUGGACUCAGAGCCAACCUCGUGGCCUUUAUACUUCGUCUAGUCCUCGGUCCGUCCGCUCCGCGGGAACGGCGCCAGCACUCUUGAGCAGACUCCAACGACGGAGUAGCUCUGUAGAGAGCCAAAGUUCAGGGGACAGUCACAGUCGCGGUGGUCAUCGUAGAAGAAGUCAUAGUCAUAGUCAUCGAAGACACAGUCGUCACUCUGAUUGUGAAUCCGAGCUUUCAAGAGGUUCAGACACUAGGUCAGGCCAUCGUAAGCAUCGCCGGAAGCACAGAAGUUCCCGUUCUUCUAGACACGAAUUGGUAGACUCUGAGCCGCAAUGGAGAGAAGCACAGAAGCGGAAGGGCGAAGGAGUUCAACGUGCUGUUGUGAGCCACACGGAGCCAAGAAGAAGGCACAGAAGCAGACACCGGAGUCCUUCUCAAAAGCAACCACUGCCAGACGAGCUUAGGAAACACUUGGAGUUUGGGCUAGUCGAUACUUCCGGAAUGAGUGAACAGCAACGACGAGAGAUACCAUAUACGGUGGUUCAAUCACAAUCAUCCGUACAACAAUGUACCCUACAGUCUAGCAAUUCCCGAUUGGACGACGCAGACUCGUCGUCCCUACCUAGAACGAUCGGAUCCAUUGGCAAAAGAAACAGAAGAAUGAUACAGCAUAGUCGCGACGGAAGUUAUAAUUUGCCACCGACCAGGCCGAAUCAAGUUGAGACAAAAUACUACGAUGGUAAUAGGAGCGAGUGCAAUAUGAGGAAGGACUUUUAUUAUACUCGUAACAACAGAAUAUUGAUAGGAAGUAAUGUGGACAGUGGGCUCGGGGAAAGUACACCGCAAGAAUUUUCAAGUUGCUGCUCAAGCUCUGCCGACAGCGCUAAGCCUACUCGUGUACCGCAAAUGCAAUUAGGGGGAGAGGUACGCUAUGAACUGUCUUCAAAUCAAGAAAUCUACCCUCCUGUUGAUACUACUCUGGAUGCUGUUCUUCAGCCCAUUAUAUCAACUUUAACAAGGAGACAACGGAACCGCCCGAAAUGAGCAUGAAGCUUUAAAUAAAUACGAAAUAGACAUUUAUGCACAUAUUGUAUAUUUAAGAAAGUUUUUAUACCUCAUUCAAAUUAAAUAUCUAUAAUCCCAUC